Lactuca sativa (garden lettuce) is the source of this 628-nucleotide messenger RNA. RefSeq names its product squamosa promoter-binding protein 1. Gene Ontology annotation, molecular function: DNA-binding transcription factor activity; DNA binding. The record is from RefSeq and is a predicted model, not a curated record. Gene Ontology annotation, cellular component: nucleus. Lineage: Eukaryota; Viridiplantae; Streptophyta; Magnoliopsida; Asterales; Asteraceae. Gene Ontology annotation, biological process: flower development.
GAAAAUCCAAAUCCAAUAUGGAUGACAAGUUCACAAACGACAUCAUGGAAGAAUGGGAAAUGGAUGAUGACAUGGCAUUUGUAGAUGAUGGGCGGAAGAAGGCGGCAAUGGGUGGAAAGAGGGGUUCGGGUAGUGGAGGGCCCACACAACUGGUUUGCCAGGUGGCAAAUUGCACAACCGAUAUGACAAGAUCAAAAACAUAUCACCGAAGGCAUAAAGUAUGUGAGGUUCAUGCAAAGGCUCCGGUUGUUGUUAUUGGUGGACUUCAACAACGAUUUUGUCAGCAGUGCAGCAGGUUUCAUGACCUAACGGAAUUUGAUGAUGCAAAAAGGAGUUGUCGUAGGCGAUUGGCUGGACAUAAUGAACGAAGGCGUAAAAGCUCCUAUGAAUCUUAUGGAGAAAGUUCCGGAUGAUAAAUAAAUUUUAAAAAAAUAAUAAUAAAUAAAUAAAAACAAAGGAGAUUCUUAAAAAACUCUCCAAGGAAGCAUAAUCAAUUACCAAACUCGUUUCAAAUAAGAUGGUAACUAUAUAUUGAGUAACAUGCUCUCUCUCUUCUGUCAGUCUUAUUGGACUAUGUUAUCUUAAGGGUAUUUAUGUCUUUAUCCACUAGAGCUUUAUCUAUUUUAAA